GCAAACUCGGCUGCGUCCGGCAGCCGCGGUUCCAUCUCCAGCUAUCAAUCAAUCAACACCCCCGGGGGCCCUGAAAGAAUCACAUAUAGUCAGCGUGUAGCUCUCGCUGCGUUUACCUGCUGCAGCACAUUGGACAGUGUGAAGACAACGACAUUCACAGUGCCAGAGCUGGGGAAAACAUCAUUGCACUUUCAGACUCAACAAUGACUGCUACUUACGCCCGUCCUAGAACAGCUAGUGCUAACUUUCUGCCAGCCAUAUCAACAAUGGCAUCAAGUUACAAAGGCCACUACCCUGUAAAUGUGUUCAGACAAAGCUUAAUGAUGCCUUGGAGACCUAGCACUUAUUACAAAGUAGCAUCUGUUGCUCCUACUAUGGCUUCUUUUACUAAUAGUACCCCUGGACGUAAUGAAACCAAAAGUGCUCAGAUCCCAUUGAAUAGAACAACAUUAUUGACCAGAUAUACUCCUCAGGAUUGGUAUGAAUGUAACCAGACCAGCUACAGCGAAUCAGAGUCCUACAGACACAAUGCAGAGAGGCUAAGGGCUGACACUGCUCGUCUGAUCCAGAACAAGGAAAACAUUACAAAGAAAACACAGUUUGAAACCAGCAAAAAUUUAGGGGAACGUGUUAAUGACAUCAUGUUUUGGAAAUCUGAAUUAGCUCAUGAGACUGAGCAAAUGAUUGAAGAAACUAAUUCUCUCAAUGAAGUCAAGAAACGAUUAGAGCGAGCCUUGGCAGAAACAGAAGGCCCUCUUCAGAUGUCGCAAGAAUGUCUCUAUCAGAGAGAGAAAAGGAUCGGUAUAGAUCUUGUGCAUGAUGAUGUGGAAAAGCAGUUACUAAAGGAGGUUGAAUGUAUAAAGUCCUGUCAAGAAAGAAUGAGAAGAUAUCUGAACAAAGCAAUAACCCAACUUACAACAAAUAGAGGAACCCAGCAUGAGCUGGAACAGGAUAUCAAUGAUAAAAACACAGCUUACCGAAUUGAUGGGAAAUGUCACCAGCUGCGGAACACAUCUGAUGGCAUCAGCUAUUACAGAGGAAUCGAUCAUGUGGAUGCUACAAUUUCUGUUCCAGAGUCUUGGGCCAAGUACACAGAUAAUAACAUUUUACGAUCACAGAGUGAACGAGCUGCAUCUGCUAAACUCCGCAAUGACAUCGAAAAUCUCCUGAAUUCAACUUCUAAUGAGAUGUGGAACCAGUUUAAUAAUCUAAAUGUGUCAUUUACAAACCGCAUCUCUGAGACCGCUGAAGCCAAGAAUAAGUUGCAGACGCAUCUUGCUAAGACGCUUCAAGUCAUCUUUCAAACUGAACUGACAAUCGAAAGCAUCAAGAAAGCUAUCAAAGAUAAGGAAGCACCUUUAAAGGUAGCUCAAACCCGACUGGAUGAACGUACACGGAGACCAAAUGUGGAACUGUGCUGUGAUCCAGCCCAAAUACACCUUGUAAAUGAAGUCCGUGAACUUGAUAACACCAUUCAGACCUUGCAGCAGAGGCUUAAGGAUGCUGAAGACACUCUACAAAUGCUGGUACAUAAAAAAUCAUCCCUGGAGUAUGACCUCUCCGUAAAAGCAAACACACUCUUUAUUGACCAAGAAAAAUGUAUGGGAAUGCGUAAAAGUUUCCCAAGUACUCCAAGACUGGUUGGAUACACAUGAAUAAAGAAAAAAGACAUUGUCUUUUAGGUUACAAUGACAGAUUUACCUGACAUUAUCAAUGGUACAGUUGCUGAAAAAAUAGAUUACUUUCUGGUGAUGGAGUGCUGUUUGAAAAUCUUUACUGAGUAUAGAAGACGUGUAAUUCACAAAUGCUACAAGCACCAGUGAGUUAAGAUCCUUUGACAAAUUAAAGACUAUCUGAAACUCAACAUCAUCACUGAGGUGUUUUAUUUACUUUAUGGGUGCUCUGUUCCUAUUGAACAAUCUUGUAAAUAAGUCUUGGUACACUGCAUGGUACUGAUAUUUUAUAGAUUAUAUGAUGCAACAUAUUAUGGCUGGUGAUUUUCACAUGUGGUAGAUGGGCCAUCAGUUUAGAAUACGCAUUUCAAAAAGGUGAUGGAUAUUUGCUGAAAAGCAGAAACUUGCAGAUUGAUGAUAAAGUAGGACGAAGACUAAUGUUUUAUUCUUUCAAAAAGUCAGCGCAAAGUUGAUGAAUCAAAUAGCCUCCUGUGCUGUGUGAUUCUUUAUUUUCAUGCAAUCUCUUCUUUUAGUGCAGCAAUAGGUGAUCUUGUGAAAACUGAUUUUUGUUUGUCUUUGUGAAUUGAUAUGAAUUGUUUGCUGAUGUUUAUCAUUAAGCAGCUUCCUCGAAUUUGAUCUGUACUGCAUGCUAUUGGGUGAGUUGAGAUGAAAAGUUGUUAUUAAUCACCAAAGGGUUUUUUACAAUAAACAAUAAAAGUCUUUAUUCACAUCAUAACACAUAUCUAAAACAAAAACUAACCUAAACAAUGUUUUAAUAGUGAAAGGAAGGGAUUGUUACCUUCAGUACUGCAAGCAAUUUUUUUUCUAUUGAGCUAAGUUUCACAAUG
Molecule: messenger RNA, 2521 nt
Organism: Rhincodon typus (whale shark)
Lineage: Eukaryota; Metazoa; Chordata; Chondrichthyes; Orectolobiformes; Rhincodontidae
Gene: tekt3
Product: tektin 3
Exons: 8
Coding region: 204-1655 (483 amino acids)
Biological process (GO): cilium assembly; cilium movement involved in cell motility
Cellular component (GO): nucleus; microtubule cytoskeleton; sperm flagellum
Source: RefSeq, a predicted model, not a curated record